Metarhizium brunneum ARSEF 3297 is the source of this 1302-nucleotide messenger RNA. The record is from RefSeq and is a predicted model, not a curated record. NCBI's taxonomy places the organism in Eukaryota, Fungi, Ascomycota, Sordariomycetes, Hypocreales, Clavicipitaceae.
AUGAGCUUCGCCGCCCAAGCCCAGCCCGGCACCCCAGACCAAGCACACGAUCCCGCGCUGCCGCUGCCGUUCCUCGAGCAAAUCGUCUCGUGCCUCGUCCUCGGCAACUACACCCACGGGCCGCCGUACGCCAUCGAAGCCCUCCUGCACUACUUUGUCCUAGAGCGCAGGAGGGCCCGAGACACGCAGGCGGACACUUGGCUCGUCAUGGGAAUCAUCCUCCGCCUCGCCCAGCGCAUGGGCUACCACCGCGACCCUCUGCACUUCCCAGGCAUCACCCCUUUCCAGGGCGAGAUGCGCAGGCGAGUAUGGCUCAUGAUCCACGGCAUAGACAUCACGACAGCGCUGCAGUUCGGGCUGCCCCGGAUGAUCAGCCCUCGCCACGGGGAUACCGCGCCGCCGCGGAACCUAUCCGACCACGAGUUGCGAGAGGACAUGGCGGUGCUCCCGCCGUCGAGGCCCGAAACCGAGCACACCCCCAUGCUGCACAUGGUUGCCAGAAACAGGUUCUUCGUCGUCCUGGGCGCCAUAGUCGACGCCAGCAUGGGCGCAUCCAAGAUGACCCCCGUAGAGGAGAGCAGGCUGCUGCAGCAGCUGUACGAUGCGCGCGACGCCAUCCCCCCUGUUUUGCGAUAUACCUCGCUGUCGGACAGCCUGGGCGACGCGGCAUCGCACAAUAUCCAUCGCAUCAUCCUCGUGGUUCUGUUUUACAAGGGCUUGAUAGUCCUCCACUGGCACCACGUCAGGCUGGUCAACGUGCGGACAAGGAGCGAGGAGCCGAGGCCAGCCGCGGCGCGCGAGGAGACGAGGAGCUCGUACCGGAUCUGCACGACGGCCGCGCUGAAGAUGCUCGAGAUACAGCACGAGGUGGAGGAGGAGCGGCGUCCAGGCGGCUGCCUCGCGUCGUUGGGCUUGCGCUUCUCGGCCGCGUACAACCACGAGUUUCUGAUGGCCACCCUGGUGCUUUUCACGCACGUGUAUGGAAUUGCGAAUGGCGCCCCGGGCAGCUAUUUGGAUGAUGGGGAGAAGGCGGAGAUGCAUGAGAUGGAGGGCGUUCUCAGGCGCGCCCGGCGUACGUGGAGUCUGCGCAGCGCACACUCUAGGGAGGCGGCCGCGGUCGACAAGUUGCUAGGCAAGCUGUUCAGGAUACUCGACGGCCCGGGCUGCGAGGCGGUGUUGACGGAUGGCGUGGCAGACGAUGCUUCCAUGGGCCAGUUGGAUGGCGUGGACUGGGGUUUCCUCGCGGAAUUCGGCUUGCUGUCGCAUUUGCAGGAUCUGAGUCGUCACUGUAUAGGGCGUUGA